AUGCAUCCAAAGUUCCACGCUAGCUCCUCCUUCGUCACGUCUAUCUUUUUGCAGUAUCUCGCGAAUGCCGUCCGCGCUUGCUGGGGUGUUAUUGCGUUCGGAUCCGCCCUGGUCCCCGCCCUGUAUCCCAUCUCCUUGCGGUGGCUCCUGUAUGAGUCCCCAUAUGACCAUGCGUUCUGUUUCCGCGGCUACUCGUUCCUUCCUCUCCGCCUCGAGUCCCUUCCUCUUCCCUUCCCGUACUUUGAUUAUUGA
Messenger RNA from Emiliania huxleyi CCMP1516, 252 nucleotides. RefSeq lists its product as hypothetical. The transcript has 2 exons. Bases 1 to 252 code for a protein of 83 amino acids. Lineage: Eukaryota; Haptophyta; Isochrysidales; Noelaerhabdaceae. The record is from RefSeq and is a predicted model, not a curated record.